Molecule: messenger RNA, 531 nt
Organism: Colletotrichum graminicola M1.001
Lineage: Eukaryota; Fungi; Ascomycota; Sordariomycetes; Glomerellales; Glomerellaceae
Product: transcription initiation factor IID
Exons: 2
Coding region: 1-531 (176 amino acids)
Biological process (GO): RNA polymerase II preinitiation complex assembly; transcription by RNA polymerase II
Cellular component (GO): transcription factor TFIID complex
Molecular function (GO): protein heterodimerization activity
Source: RefSeq, a predicted model, not a curated record
AUGGAGCCUCGCGCCCGCGCCGCCAAAAAUGUUGGCAAGAUGAACUUCAGCCACAACGAGCUGGCACAGCUCCUCUAUGCCCACGGCGACGUCCGCAACCCGCUGCCCGAGACGAUCCGCGUGCUCGAUGAGAUUGUGACCGAGUUCAUCCAGGGUAUGGCCUUUGAGGCGACGCGCGCUGCCAACUACGCGGGUCGCCAAAAGGUCAAGUACGAAGAUUUCGAGUUCGCGUUCCGCAAGAACGACGCGUUCCUCGGCAAGGUGCAGGAAGUCUUUGAGAAGAAGGGCGAGAUCGAGUCGGCCAAAAAGAUCUUCACAAAGGAUGACGAGGCCGUGCUCAUGAAGGACGCGGCGGACCAGGAGCACAAGAAGGACAAGCCGGCGAACGGGACGGGCGAGCCCCCCACGGCAGCGGAGGCGGCGGCGAAGCAGGAGGAGGAGCUGGGCGAGGCGGACGACGACGCCGACGCCGAGAGCGAGGUUGCGGGACGGCCGGCGAAGAGGGUCCGGCUCGACGGGGAGGGGAAAUGA